Anopheles arabiensis is the source of this 1458-nucleotide messenger RNA. RefSeq names its product 7-methylguanosine phosphate-specific 5'-nucleotidase (gene cN-IIIB). Gene Ontology annotation, biological process: lipid metabolic process. NCBI's taxonomy places the organism in Eukaryota, Metazoa, Arthropoda, Insecta, Diptera, Culicidae. Gene Ontology annotation, molecular function: lipase activity; 5'-nucleotidase activity; magnesium ion binding. Bases 1 to 909 code for a protein of 302 amino acids. Gene Ontology annotation, cellular component: cytoplasm. The record is from RefSeq and is a predicted model, not a curated record. The transcript has 4 exons.
AUGGUGGGACAGCGAAAGUUUCAGCUGAGCGAGGUGGCCGCCCUCCAGCGGGACCACGUCAAGAUCCGUGAUCCGGCCCGCGUCGAGCUGAUGCUGAACGAGCUGGUGGCGGGUGGCAGGGAGAAGCUGCAGGUGGUGACCGAUUUCGAUUACACAAUCACCAAGCAGCGGCUCGCGAACGGCGAGAAGGUGCUGACGAGCUUCGGCAUGUUCAACGAAUGCAAAUCGAUCCCGCAGGAUGUGAUACUGGAGCAGCGCAACCUCUACCACAAGUACCGGCCGAUCGAAAUCGACCCGCACAUGGCGCACGAGGAGAAGGUGGUCUACAUGAUUGAAUGGUGGGCCAAAACGGGCGAUCUGCUGCGAGGCUUCAAGCUACCCCAGGAAGACAUCGACGAGGUAGCAAAACGGUACAAGGAUGGGCUGCGCGAUGGCACGCACGACAUGUUCAAGGAGCUGCACGAGCUGAACGUUCCCUGUCUCGUGUUUUCGGCCGGUCUGGGCAACUGCGUAUCGUCCGUGUUGAAGCACGCCAACGUCAUGUACCCAAAUGUAAAGCUAGUGUCUAAUUUCCUGCAAUUCAGCGAAAAUGGCAUGCUAAACGGUCUGCAGAAUCCAAUGAUUCACACGUUCAACAAAAACGAAACCGUCCUUGACGGUACCGAGUACUACGACAUUGUACACUCGCGCGACCACGUCAUAGUGAUGGGAGAUUCGCUCGGAGACGCCGGGAUGGCUAGUGGUGUGCCAUCCUCUUCCCACAUCCUGAAGAUAGGAUUUCUGUUCGAUCAUCCGGAACUGAAUCUACCUCGGUACAUGGACGCGUUCGACAUCGUGCUGGUGGACGAUCAAACGAUGGACAUCCCGCGGGCGAUUGUGGACAUGGUAAAGAAGCAAUCGCACGAGUGAGCUAGCAGCUAUUGCCCCGAACAAUAGCACAUUGCAUUCAAUGGUCGCGCAUCGUUUCGAGCGGCUUUCGGAGCGUGUGGCCAUCCAUCACAAAGCCAUCGUCGCUGGCCUGGCGACUGGCGCACCAUCCGGCCUCGGUUGACUUAAUUAUACUGUGCGUUACUACUUUACUGCCGGAAAUGUAUCUCAACGUUUUCAGCGCGAGGACAAACAACGUGAGUUUGUUGCGUUUUUGUUCCAGUGUUUGUGAUCGAUUUUCGAUAGGAAGUUUUGUUGAUUUGGUUCCGUCUUGUAAUGUUUUUUUUUUCAUACAUCAUGACACAUUUCUGAGCAUUUUGUAAGCGUUUCACGCUACGUCAGAAGAUUCGUUCGAAGUAAAUGUGAAGUUAAAGGAAAAUAUAAAUUCUGGACUAACGCUGUGUUUUGUAUCUGCUGGGGUGAGGAUGCUAUGAUGGAUUAUGAUGGUCAUACUAUUAGAGAAUUAAUACCAUUUUACUCGCUGGAAUGAGCGGGAAUAAUGAAUAACCGCCGGUGACCCUUUCAAAUCAA